AUGGGCUUUGUGGAUGCCAUUUUUAUUCUUGAUCAGACCCAGUUUCCCAUCCUGCAUCACACACUCAAGCCGGAGGUGCCAUCUUUUGACUAUGUGCGUAGCCAGUUACUGAUUGCAAAACGGGAGCUUCUUUCGAAAUGCGGCGUCGACAUUUCCACAGAGUUCAGUACAAACGAGAUCUUUGACUCAAGUCCCUCGAUGCUAAACCUCUCUACCGCAGGUAGCACUCUUCACGGGACCACCAGUGACUAUGUGACGCUAGAUCCGGUUUUCAAACUGGACAGUGACUGGCUUGUCUCGUGGUGCAAGAUUGACGGGCUUUACUUUCUCACACUAGGAACAGCGCCGCAGGAAUUUCUAGAAGUUGUGUCUGACGACGAGGCCGACGAGGCCGAAGACCAUGAAGAGGCAGAAGAGGACGACGGAGAGGAUUAUGCGUUGACAAAAAAUGCCGGAUCCACUGCAGAUGGUUCCAAUAUGCACUCUCGCGGAGAGUAUAGCCCAUUAAGUGAUGAAGAAGAAGAAGAA
Molecule: messenger RNA, 528 nt
Organism: Pichia membranifaciens NRRL Y-2026
Lineage: Eukaryota; Fungi; Ascomycota; Pichiomycetes; Pichiales; Pichiaceae
Exons: 1
Source: RefSeq, a predicted model, not a curated record